AUGUCCGGAGAAGGUUUCGUGGUAACACCCGAAGAGGGUUCGAGUUUCAUGGUUGAUGAUGAACAACAACAACAAAUUAUUAUUCAUGAUGAACACGAAGAUCAAACUCCUCCUACCAACAAGAACGAUAGCGUUGUAGCUGACGUUCCACCACCCACCUCUUAUGAAGAAAUCAAUCGGGACAACACUACGGCGGCAACAGGAGAUGAAGAACUAAUUUCACCACCAACAACAACAACCAAUGACAUGACAAAUCCGAGUACUUCUUCUCUAGAUGGAGCAGAACAACAUGCUUCGGUAGAGGAUGAAAUUCAUUCUUCAGAAGAAAACUCAACUCCUGAAAUCGUGCUUCAUCAUCAAGAGAGUUCCAUACCAUCCUCAACAAAUAAUAAUAUCCACGAGCAACAACAAACACAAAUAACAGAGGAGCAACAAGAAGAAGAAGACUCUCAACAACCGCAACAUGAGAUGACCACGGUUCCUCAAAAAGACCAUCCAGAGGAAGUACAAACAGAGAAUAUUGAAUCUUCCCAAACAACAACAACAGUUGAGUCGGAAGGGCAAACAAACGAUUUAGAAGACACCGUUACAAACAACGACGAUCAAGAAAAUAAUUUUACAAAAUCCUCCACUAUUGACGACAAUAUCCAUCAGGAAACUACUUCUCCUUCGAAUAUUGACAAUAAUAAUUUAUUUAACAACACAAGCAACAACGAUGAUACAUUGCUCACAAGUGACUCUAUGAGUGAAUUUAAAAAUGAAACUAAGCCUCAAGAAUCUGAUUCUGAUUUUCAAACGUUCACUCCUUCCGAGUUGGAGUCACAACAUCAUACAUCUUCAGCAAUGAAUGACGAAACUGAGACAAACUCUGAAUCUACAUUGGAACAGAAACAAGAAUCUGACCAAGAGACAUCACAAGAAAAUUUUGCAGCUGAUUUCGGAGACUCUGAGUUUGACAAACCUGUAACAGAACCGCCAUCAACUGUUGAGCAAGAUGAGCCAAUCAAAAAUCAAUUUGAAGAAGAGUUUGAGGAAUCAUCAUUUGCAAACUCUUCCACACAACCAGCAGAAUUCACACAAACUCAGAGCUCCAACCCUCAGGAUUUUAAUGACAAUUUUGAAGCUAGUUUUGAUUCAUUUCCAUCAUCCACCUCUGAGCCUAUCAAUCAACAACCAUCAUCAACGGAUGAAUUCGAUGCAAAUUUCAAUGUUGAACCGGUCGCAGAAAAUUUACAAGCUAAUAAUUUUGACAAUAGCUCAUUUGAGAGCACUCCAAAUUCGACCAUCCAAAAUAAUUUAUCAUCUCAAGACAACCAAAAUGAAUCUGCAACAGAUGAUGACUUUGGAGAUUUUAAUGAGCCAAUAGUCACAGAAAAAACUAAUGACGACGAUGACUUUGGUGAUUUUACGGAGGCUAAAAAUACAGAACCUCAACACAGUGGCGAUGAUGACGGAUUUGGAGAUUUUGAAGAACCAAAAGAAGAACAACAAACUGCACAAUCUGAACCUCAACUAGAACCAAUAUUGGAUCAGACAACAAAGGUCGAAGACACCUUUGAAAUAGACGUUAACUCGCAGAAAUACGUUAUCGAUUCUAUUCUUGCAAUUGACAAGAAAAGUGCUGAAGAGACGGCAAAGCUUAAUAUUUCUAUUCAUACUUUGCUUAAUGGACUUGUACCUCCAGAGCUUCGAGUGCCUGCUCACAAUGAUGCAAAUUCUUUCUCCUCUGAAAAUCUUUCUAACAACACGCUCGAAAAAUUGUUUAACAUGAACUCCAACCACAAUGCUGAUAUUUUAAGCAAAAUGGCUGUUUGGCAAAAUAGCUGUGUCGAAAAACAUUUCCUACUUGCAUUAGGAUUAGAAAAAAAGAAGAACAAGAAGCAACACAAGCCAUUAAGAAAAGUUGUACACAGACGAACAGCCUCUCAUACCGUUUCAUCCCCAAUAUCCAGUGAUUCAAGUCAACAAGGAGAAACCUCUGAGGCUGUGGAUCAACGUAUGAAAAUUGACGAUAUUGGAACGAUUUCUCAAAGAAUGAUAGGAGGAGCAAGACAUCGAAGAAUGAACUCAACAGUCACAGAUUUACACUUGUCUCCAAGACCACCCUUGAACAUGCAAUCGCCAAGAUCAAUCUCUCCAGUACCAUCCAGCAGUUCUAUUUCUCCAGCAACAACAACAACUGCAAACCAGCAUCAUUUUGAUGAACUUAUGUCAUCUUACACUCCAACCAAGACCAAGAGUGCUGAGCUUGAUGAUAUUGCAGCUCUUGUGUUUGGCUCUGAUUUCACUUCUCCAAAACCACAACCCACUGUUGCUGCAAAGAAGGAAGCAUCUUCCUCAACAGUGUCUACACCCAUGAACAACAAAACAAGUGCCAUUUCCAAUGUACAACCACCUGUAACCAUAAUCACUACUGGCGCCUCACCAGUGUUGGAGAAGAUUUCAAUCCCUGUUAAAUCCUCUUCUUCCCAGCAGUCAUCAAAAGGUUUUGAUGACGACGACAGUUGGGGGAAUGACAAUGACUCGUGGGGUAGUGCACCACCUUCUACUCAAGCAAGCACUACUGCUCUUUCAUCAACAUCUGUCAAUUCAGUCACAAAAAAGCAAGAAAGUCCAGUACUCCAAAAAUCACAGGAAUCAAGCGACAAGUUUGAAGCGAAAUUUGAUGAUGACGAUUUUGGUAGUGGUAGUAAUGAUAUUCCAACAACCAUCAGCACAUCAUCAGCCUCAGUAACAACUUCUUCUCAUGCUAGUGGUGGCACCUUACAAACAAACAAGUUUGAAGAUGAUGGAUUUGGAGAUUUCCCAACAUCUACUAACAAGGAAGAAGUCACAUUAUCGACUCAGAGUUCUACUGCUGUAACAUCCACAAAGACCACGACUUCCAGUGCAAACGACGAAUUUGGAGAUUUCCCAGAACCAAAAGAAAACACCGUUCCAAAAUUUGCAGACGAUGGUUGGGGUAAUGACGAUAGUGGAUGGAAUUCAAGUGACACUUUUACCUCGUCGACACCAACAGCCUCUACUCAACAAAUUUCUGUUCCUGCUACUAGCCCUCUUGCUUCAAGUCAAGCAACCUCAUUGAAGAAUGAGGAAUCGCAAAAUUUUGACGACGAUUUUGGUGAAUUCCCUGAGCCCAAAGAUGACGAGAAAUCAAAAGUUCUACAACUAAAUGUUUCUGAAGAUUUUUCAAAAGAAUCAAAGACCUUUGAAGGGGCUCCUUCAAAUAGUUUGCAGUCAGUCCCGGCCAACACAGCUCAGAAGAAUUCACAAGAUACUUUUACUGGAGCAUCCAAUGAUGAUUUUGGAGAUUUCCCAGAGGCUAAAGAUGAAAAACGACACACCACUGCCACCGACGAUGAUUUUGGAGAAUUUCCAGAACCAAAAGAAGAGACUGUUCCACAAUUUGCAAGCGAUGAUUCAUGGAGCGACAACACCUUUACAUCAUUACCAAUUUCACAAGCAAGUACGAAUUCUAUUGAUCAAUUUUUACAACUUUCUCAACAACAAACACCACCACUUGUAUCGCCACCAUUUGUGGUAACAACAAUGUCUUCUACAGUACCACCACCCUCAUCCAAUGAUGAUCCAUUUGAUUUUAAACCUGUGAAUACUGUUGAAGUUAGAAAAUCACCAACUUUUGUGGCACGAGAGCCAAAUAAUAGCCCAAGCUGGGCACAAUCAACGGGUAGUCCUUCUACGUUAAAAAGUACCAACGGUAUUGACAAUUGGAUGAUGCCUUCUACUUCUCAAUCUGUUUCGACCCAAUCUCCAGUCGUAGUAACAAAAUUUGAGGAAUCAUCUUGGAUGAAACAAACGACAACCUCUUCUUCGAACAACCAUGACGAUGAUUUUGGAGAUUUCCCAGAAGCCAAAGAAGAAGAACCAGCUCAUACUGCUAGUAGCACUCAAAACACGAUGAGCUUGGCAGAUUUCACACCGAGCAGCCACAACAACUCGGUUUCAUCGUUCCCCACAAACAUCAUGACGACUUCUCAAAAAACAACUAGUCCAUUUUCCAAUAAUUCUCCUGUUAGUAGCAACUAUAGUGAUUUCCCAAAACGCAACACACCUACGAUGAGCAGCGGUUUCAUUCAAGCAACGCCACAGUCCGUCACUAAUGACCUCUUCGGUUUUAGCAGUCAGCCUCCACUCGGUAUGACUCCUCUUUCAUCCAACACAAUGCAACAAGGUAUCUCAAAUCAUUCAGACGAUGAUGGAUUUGGUGAUUUCCCAGAAGCGAAGGAGCAUACGACCGCUUCAACACAUAAUAAUGAUGAUGACUUUGGGGACUUCCAAGAACCAACAGAUGAACAUCCACAACAGCAGAACACCAAUACUUUUGAUGUACCUUGGAGAGCAUCACCUGUUCUUAACAAUAAUUUCCCAACUGCUGCUGUCAUUCCUUCUUUCAACACUCCACAAGUGGCAACAACAUUUAAUGAUUUGGAUAGCUGGUUAGGAACUAGUAGCAACAACAUUUCCACUAGUAGUAACAAUACUACCUCGAACAACACCAAUGAUUGGAUGUUAUCACAUACUACCUCCACCACUUCUUCAAGCACUCAGCAGUCCUCAAACACCAAUAAUAAGGAUUUAUUUGAAUUUUUCUAA
Messenger RNA from Naegleria lovaniensis, 4614 nucleotides. RefSeq lists its product as uncharacterized. NCBI's taxonomy places the organism in Eukaryota, Heterolobosea, Eutetramitea, Acrasida, Naegleriidae. The record is from RefSeq and is a predicted model, not a curated record. The transcript has a single exon. Bases 1 to 4614 code for a protein of 1537 amino acids.